AUGGCUGCUCCGACCCAGAAGUUCCCGUGUAAUACUUGCGGGCUGGGAUUUACGAACAGUAUGGAGCAGCGCGAACACAUGCGGUCGGAUUGGCAUGUGGGGAAUCUGCGGCGCCGGAUCGCGGGGGAAGGUGUGCUGGCGGAAGAGGAACGACGGUCUCUAUCGCCGCCAAUCAUAGAGCCGGAGGAUGAAUAUGAAGAAGAAGACGAAGGAGAACAAGAGGGUGACGAGGGUGGAAUGGUAGCAGUCGAGCAGUGUCUGUUCUGCCCUCUCACACUCUCUUCAAUCGACUCCACGCUCGAGCAUAUGAGCCAAACGCAUGGACUGUACAUACCUCAUGUCGAUCGCAUACCCGACCUUUCAUCCUUCCUCGGCUUCCUCAACACACUCGUCUUCAACCACCACGAGUGCCUGUAUUGCGGAGCGCAGAAAGGGAGUGUAAGCGGUGUGAGGACGCAUAUGAGAGACAAAGGACAUGAGAAGGUUCGGUGGGAGGAUGUGGAGGAGUUUUGGGAUGGGGCUGGGGAUGGGGAAGAGGGAAAAGAGGUAGAAAGAAGAGGGGAAACGGAGUGGCAACUACCAUCCGGAGCAAUUAUAAACAGCAGAUCCGACUCGACAUGUAAACCACGGCAUGCACGGUGGAGGACUAGAGCGCACGAGAAGGCUACGGCGCGCGCUGCAAUUACUUCUACGCCUUCUAGCGACCGCCAACUUACACGCAACGCCGAGCUGAGUCUAUCCAGCGUUGCGGAUUCGCAAAUCAGGACGUUGCGGUGCGCUGAGAAGAAAUCUAGAAGUACGGAAGCGAUUGCAAGGACAGCAUGUAGAUGGAAGAUGGAGCAAGCGCCCGUGUUGACGAAGUAUUACAAGAAGCAGAAUCCGGUGUAUCAGGCUGGAUGA
Molecule: messenger RNA, 900 nt
Organism: Parastagonospora nodorum SN15
Lineage: Eukaryota; Fungi; Ascomycota; Dothideomycetes; Pleosporales; Phaeosphaeriaceae
Exons: 2
Coding region: 1-900 (299 amino acids)
Biological process (GO): ribosomal large subunit biogenesis
Cellular component (GO): preribosome, large subunit precursor
Source: RefSeq, a predicted model, not a curated record